This is a messenger RNA of Echinops telfairi (small Madagascar hedgehog), 2736 nucleotides long. RefSeq names its product frizzled class receptor 1 (gene FZD1). Gene Ontology annotation, molecular function: Wnt receptor activity; Wnt-protein binding. The record is from RefSeq and is a predicted model, not a curated record. The coding region runs from base 321 to 2264 and encodes 647 amino acids. Gene Ontology annotation, biological process: non-canonical Wnt signaling pathway; canonical Wnt signaling pathway. Lineage: Eukaryota; Metazoa; Chordata; Mammalia; Afrosoricida; Tenrecidae. Gene Ontology annotation, cellular component: plasma membrane. The transcript has a single exon.
CUCUCUUCGGGGUCGUGGCCACUAGCCCGGUGCCGCCAGCCGGGAGCCAGCGAGCCGAGGGGCCCGAAGGCGGGACGCGACCCCGGCGCGCGGGAGCCACCCGGGCUUUCCCCGCCGCCCGCGCUUCAUGAAUCGCAAGUUUCCGCGGCGGCGGCGGCUGCGGGACGCGGAGCAGGAGCCGGGGCAGCGGGCGGAGCGCGACGGGAGCUCCGCGGAGGGCUCAGGCGCCGAGGAGAUCGCCCCGGGUACCGGGGGAGCCGCCGCCAGCAGCCCCGCCACGAGCUCCAGCCCAGCGGCGCCCAGAAAGGAGGCGAAAAAGUAUGGCUGAGGAGGAGGCGCCUAACAAGUCCCCGGCCGCCGGCGGCGGCGGGAGCUGGGAACUUUGUGCCCGGGCGCUCCGGGCCGGCCCGGCGGCGGAGGGGAGCGGGGACGGGGACAGCCAUCGCCGCCCCCCAGCUGAGCCCGGGAGGUUGGCGCGCCGGCUGUUGCUGCUGCUGUGGCUGCUGGAGGCACCCCUGCUGCUGGGGGUGCAGGCGCAGGCGGCGGGACAGGGGCCCGGGCCCGGCCAGCAGCCCCCGCCGCCGGCGCCGCCGCAGCAGCCGAGCGGGCAGCAGUACAACGGCGAGCGGGGCAUCUCCAUCCCGGACCACGGCUACUGCCAGCCCAUCUCCAUCCCGCUGUGCACGGACAUCGCGUACAACCAGACCAUCAUGCCCAACCUGCUGGGCCACACGAACCAGGAGGACGCGGGCCUCGAGGUGCACCAGUUCUACCCGCUGGUGAAGGUCCAGUGCUCGGCCGAGCUCAAGUUCUUCCUGUGCUCCAUGUACGCGCCCGUGUGCACGGUGCUGGAGCAGGCGCUGCCGCCCUGUCGCUCCCUGUGCGAGCGCGCGCGCCAGGGCUGCGAGGCGCUCAUGAACAAGUUCGGCUUCCAGUGGCCCGACACGCUCAAGUGCGAGAAGUUCCCGGUGCACGGAGCCGGCGAGCUGUGCGUGGGUCAGAACACGUCGGACAAGGGGACCCCGACGCCCUCGCUGCUGCCCGAGUUCUGGACCAGCAAUCCCCAGUACGGCGGUGGGGGGCACCGCGGCGGUGGCGGCGGCUUUCCUGGGGGCGCCAGCGCGUCUGAGCGAGGCAAAUUCUCCUGUCCGCGCGCCCUCAAAGUGCCCUCCUACCUCAACUAUCACUUUUUGGGGGAGAAGGACUGCGGGGCGCCCUGUGAGCCCACCAAGGUGUACGGGCUCAUGUACUUCGGGCCCGAGGAGCUGCGCUUCUCGCGCACCUGGAUCGGCAUCUGGUCUGUGCUGUGCUGCGCCUCCACGCUCUUCACGGUGCUCACGUACCUGGUGGACAUGAGGCGCUUCAGUUACCCCGAGCGGCCCAUCAUCUUCCUGUCGGGCUGCUACACGGCCGUGGCCGUGGCCUACAUCGCUGGCUUCCUGCUGGAGGACCGGGUGGUGUGUAACGACAAGUUCGCCGAGGACGGGGCGCGCACCGUGGCGCAAGGCACCAAGAAGGAGGGCUGCACCAUCCUCUUCAUGAUGCUCUACUUCUUCAGCAUGGCCAGCUCCAUCUGGUGGGUCAUCCUGUCGCUCACCUGGUUCCUGGCGGCCGGCAUGAAGUGGGGCCACGAGGCCAUCGAGGCCAACUCGCAGUACUUCCACCUGGCUGCCUGGGCCGUGCCCGCCAUCAAGACCAUCACCAUCCUGGCGCUAGGCCAGGUGGACGGCGACGUGCUGAGCGGGGUGUGCUUCGUGGGGCUCAACAACGUAGACGCGCUGCGCGGCUUUGUGCUGGCGCCCCUUUUCGUGUACCUGUUCAUCGGCACGUCCUUCCUGCUGGCCGGCUUCGUGUCCCUCUUCCGCAUCCGCACCAUCAUGAAGCACGACGGCACCAAGACGGAGAAGCUGGAGAAGCUCAUGGUGCGCAUCGGGGUCUUCUCCGUGCUCUACACGGUGCCCGCCACCAUCGUCAUCGCCUGCUACUUCUACGAGCAGGCCUUCCGGGACCAGUGGGAGCGCAGCUGGGUGGCCCAGAGCUGCAAGAGCUACGCCAUCCCCUGCCCUCACCUCCAGGCAGGUGGGGGCGCACCGCCGCACCCACCCAUGAGCCCCGACUUCACCGUCUUUAUGAUCAAGUACCUUAUGACACUAAUCGUGGGCAUCACGUCGGGCUUCUGGAUCUGGUCGGGCAAGACCCUCAACUCCUGGAGGAAAUUCUAUACCCGGCUUACCAAUAGCAAACAGGGGGAGACCACUGUCUGAAACCCGCCAGCCACCCGCCCCCCACCCCCAAAGCCAGCCGCAGGAAUUCCGUCGGAGCCAGGCUCUCACACUUUUGCAGUCUUUGAACAACACUGGGCCUGCAGAAGCUCGUCCUUGGGGGCAAAGGGCUCUGAGGGCCUGACUGCUGAGAGGGGGAGAUGGACAGAGCCCUCUUCGUACCGUUUUUUUGUGAUUGUAAAUAGCCUGUGUAAGAUUUUUGUAAGUAUAUUUGUAUUUAAAUGACAGCCGAUCACAGGUUUUUUUGUUUGUUUUUUAUUAUUAUUUUAAUUAUUUAGAGCGGUUUAAUUAUUUGAGUCUUUUCCUUGGUGCCUUUUUCAGUGUAUUGAAAAAGGCAAGAGUAGGGAAAAGAGGGGGAAAGUGCCCCACCCCUCUGACUCUCCCUGGGUGCCCCCCCACCACACUGCCCCCUCUGCUGUGCCCCCGGCUCCUGGGGAGCCCAGCCCUGCGGGGG